AAUAUAAAGUCUUCCCUGUAUGUAGUCCCAUGUCUACAAUAGACCAGCUUUGCUUUUGCUCUAGUGUUGCUUCGUUUUUUAUUUAGCUGCCAGAAAACAACUUUGAAGGUCUUUUCAUAAUGGAAAUGACUCAAGAGUACUGUGAAUUAGAAGGAAUAAAAGCACCUUUUUUUGUGCAUUCCAGAGAAAGCUUAUACUAUGCAUGGAAGGAAUUUCAGACACUUGAUGAUGAUGUUUUUAAUGUAACAUAUCCCAAAUCAGGCACUACAUGGUUACAAGACAUCUUAAGCCUCAUUUAUAGCAAUGGAGACCCUACACCAAUCAAAACACAGUAUAGCUGGGAUCGUGUACCCUGGCUCGAGCAGCGUAAAUCCAAAGCUCAAGUUGAAAACCUACAAUCUCCUCGACUUAUUACAACUCACCUCCCUAUACAAUUGUUUCCACAGUCAUUCUACAAAACAAAAGCUAAGGUGAUUUACACAGUGCGAAAUCCUAAAGAUAUUUGUGUGUCUCUCUAUCACUUCUCCUUGGUCGCUCAGUUCAUGGAUUGCAGAGAAGACUUCCAGGAGUUUGUGUCUUUGUUUCAUAGUAAAGACAUCAUUUUUGGUCGAUGGUCUGAACAUGUUAAAGGCUGGCUAACUAUGAAGGACAAUCCAAACUUUCUUCUCUUUUCAUAUGAUGAAAUGUUAAAGGAUCCAAAAAGUAACAUCAUAAAACUCUGUAAGUUCCUUGGAAAAGACUUGGAUGAUGCUGCCAUAAAUUCUGUCGUAGAAAAUUCCUCUUUUCAAGUUAUGAAGUCAAAUGACAAGUCCAACUACUCUAUGGUCCCUGACUUUAUCUUCAACAAGAGUUUUGGUUCCUUUCACAGAAAAGGCAUCUCUGGAGAUCACAAGCAAUAUUUUACUCCUGCUCAGGAGAAAGAGUUUGAAGAGCUUUCAGGUAUGAAAGACAUCAACCUUCCCUUUCUACAAAUCUGAAGAAAAUCUGCAAUUCAUAAGAAGCUUCUCCAUGUUGGAACAUUAUAAAAUUACAAAACGAUUGGGGAAACUACUGUAUUACAACUGCUUGUUUACAAUCUAUUAUGUAAAGUGUAUUUUACAAUAGAAUGGCAUAUUGUUAUGAUUUUUUUGUUUCUGUUUACAUCUUGCAUACUGAGAAGUAAUAUUACAAUUAUCUUGUACAGUAUAUUCCAUCUUACAUUUUUAUACCCCAUCAUUAUGAAAAUAAAGUAAAAAAUAGUU
Molecule: messenger RNA, 1241 nt
Organism: Pseudophryne corroboree (corroboree frog)
Lineage: Eukaryota; Metazoa; Chordata; Amphibia; Anura; Myobatrachidae
Product: 3-beta-hydroxysteroid sulfotransferase-like
Exons: 7
Coding region: 120-977 (285 amino acids)
Biological process (GO): sulfation
Cellular component (GO): cytoplasm
Molecular function (GO): sulfotransferase activity
Source: RefSeq, a predicted model, not a curated record